Messenger RNA from Microthlaspi erraticum, 963 nucleotides. The record is from the annotation of a GenBank genome assembly. Lineage: Eukaryota; Viridiplantae; Streptophyta; Magnoliopsida; Brassicales; Brassicaceae.
AUGGAGAACGUGGAGCCAGAAGAAAUCGCGAUCGAGAAAUUAAUCGAGCAUGGUCUUGAAGCUAAUGAUGUGAGAAUUCUACAAAAUGUUGGGAUCAACACAUUGAAUCAUUUGAUAAGGACUGAAACCAAGGAGUCCCUCAAAGGUUUAUCAGAGGCCAAAAUUGACAAAAUCUGUGAAGCAGCCGAGAAGAUAAUGAUUUUUCCCUUGACUAAGCAAUUCAUUGAGAUUGUGGAAGAGCUCCUUCAACGCACUAGAAAACUAUCAUUAGCUGAUGAUCGGUUUUCCGAAAUACUACAUGCCUACAGUGAGUUGUUUAACAGAUGCUUCACGUUGGAGGAAAUGUCAAUUUCAAUGCAGCAAAGGUUCAGCAUCCCAUAUACAACAGUGAAGCAAACUAUUGAAGAGUUGUUGAAGGGCAUGGAGGGUCAAAGGUGUUUUAUAUCUUACAUGAAGGACUCUCUCCUGCUUUCUCACUUCAGGAAUGCCAAAAAGAACCUGUUAACUACACAAGAAGACAUGGUGAAGAAGAUAGAAGCAAUGGAUAGCAAAAUCAAGCUUCUUGAUGAGUCAAUGAAAGCUUCUUGUUUCACAGAACGAGGCGCUGGAACAAAUUCAACAACAGGGAGAGCUUCUAGAGAAACUCAUCAAGCAUCAAGAACUUCAGAGAAUAUGAUUGAGGAGAACAUAAAGAAGGGAUUUAAAGAAGUCGGUCCAGCCAUUACUCGCACAGUAAUGGAGGACGUAGAAAAUCUUUUGACUUCUGGUUUCUCUGGUUUAACGGACAAGAUUAGUUCUACUAUCACUUCAGAGUUAUCUGGUGAACGCAUAACAAAUGAUAUAAAAGCUGCUCUGGAGCCAGAACGCAAAGGCCUAGGCGAAGAGAUUAAUGAAUCUCUCCUGAAUAUGAUGUGUCAAAUGAAAAUUCAUUUUGAGAAAAGCUUCAGUGAAGCUAUGAUGUAA